This is a messenger RNA of Salvia splendens (bonfire salvia), 965 nucleotides long. RefSeq names its product trihelix transcription factor GT-4. Bases 1 to 891 code for a protein of 296 amino acids. NCBI's taxonomy places the organism in Eukaryota, Viridiplantae, Streptophyta, Magnoliopsida, Lamiales, Lamiaceae. The record is from RefSeq and is a predicted model, not a curated record. The transcript is spliced from 5 exons.
AUGUAUGUUGUUGAUGUUAAUCUUGUGCAUGCAACAAAGUUCAACCAGCAUCUCUGGGACUACAUUGACGCCACGAUGAGGGAGAAGGGGUUCGAUCGAUCGGCGGCUAUGUGUAUGGAAAAGUGGAGGAAUCUGCUCAAGCAGUACAGAAGGGUGAAGCAGAACAAAAAUCCUGAUGCGGAUGGGAGCGAUGAGAUGAACUUCUACAGUGAAAUCGAUGAGUUUAUGAUGGAGAGAGGCGGAAAUGGGAAGGAUUCUGAAUUGGACUCGUUUGUGCAAUCUGUUGGUGAGAAAGAUAUGGAUGAUGCUAGUCUAACUUUUGGACAUAUGGAAGGUUCUGGCGGAUCAGCGCUCAACUCUGAAACACAUAUGGAUCUCGAGGCACAUCCUUUUUCCAUCAUCACGGAAGCUGAUGCGGUUAAUGUUUCUCCAUGGAAUUGGGGAGAUACUCUUCCUGGAAAAGGUGAGCAAAGAAACACUAACUGUGGGAGGGUGAUAACAGUAAAGAUGGGAGAGUAUACAAAGAGGAUAGGUAUUGAUGGCAGUGGAGAUGCUAUAAAGGAAACCAUCAAAUCUGCAUUCAGGCUGAGGACAAAACGCGCUUUCUGGUUGGAAGAUGAAGAUAAUAUUGUUCGAGCACUGGACAGAGAUAUGCCGAUAGGGAACUACAUUCUUCACGUCGAUGAAGGCCUGAUGAUUAGAGUUUGUUUGCCAGAGCACUUGCCAGUGCACACAGAGGAGAAAACCUUCUAUACAGAUGAUGAUUUUCGCCAGUUCCUCUCGAGACGUUGCUGGACUUGUUUGAGAGAGAACAAUGGCUACCGGUAUAUUGACAGCAUGGACGAGCUAUGUCCCGGGGCUGUGUAUCGUGGUGUGUCAUCCAUCAACUGAGAGCAUUCUAUUCUGAGAGAGAACGAUGGCUACUGGCAUAUUGACAGCAUGGAUUCUUGUGUCAAAAUGCUAUA